UCACUUUGAUCGCUAGUGCAUUCUAGUGGUUGAAAUACAAUACAUUUCGUCAAUAAGCAAGUGGUAGAAGACUGUAUAAGUGAAAUUUGUAAGACAUUUUUACGUGAAAAAAAAUGGCAGAUAACGAGCAGAAAGCUAUGCAGUUGAUGGCAGAGGCAGAAAAGAAAUUAAGUUCGUCGAAAGGCUUUUUUGGAUCAUUAUUUGGUGGAUCUUCGAAAGUAGAAGAGGCGGUGGAAUGCUAUCAACGAGCAGCAAAUAUGUUUAAAAUGGCAAAAAAAUGGGGCGCAGCAGGAAAUGCCUUCUGUGAAGCAGCUUCUCUCCAUGCAAAAGCAGGAAACAAACAUGAUGCAGCAACCAAUUAUGUGGAUGCUGCAAAUUGCUUUAAGAAGUCUGAUCCUAAUGAGGCUGUGAACAGCUUGUUGAAAGCUAUUGAGAUCUAUACAGACAUGGGGAGAUUCACAAUGGCAGCAAAACACCAUCAGUCAAUUGCAGAAUUAUAUGAAACAGAAGCUGUAGACCUUGAUCGUGCUGUACAACAUUAUGAACAGGCUGCUGAUUACUUCAAGGGAGAAGAAAGCAAUUCAUCAGCCAACAAAUGCAUGCUGAAAGUUGCUCAGUAUGCAGCACAACUUGAAAACUAUGAUAAGGCAAUACAGAUAUAUGAACAGGUGGCAUCUUCAUCUUUGGAAAGUUCUCUUCUGAAGUACAGCUGCAAGGAAUACUUUUUCCGGGCAGCCCUGUGUCACUUAUGUGUGGAUGUCCUGAAUGCUCAGCAUGCCUUGGAGCAUUACCAGGAAUUAUAUCCAGCCUUUCAGGAUUCACGAGAAUAUAAGCUGCUCAAGGUAUUGAUUGAUCACAUGGAGGAGCAGAAUGUGGAUGGUUUCACUGAAGCAGUGAAGGAUUAUGACUCAAUUUCACGGCUAGACCAGUGGUAUACAACUAUACUGUUACGCAUAAAGAAACAGGUCAACGACAAUCCUGAUCUUCGUUGAACUGUCCUCUGUUGUCAUGGACAUCAACGAGCUUUGUCCUAUGAACACACUGUCACACUUCCCACAAACCAAUAUGAAACUAUGAAAAUCAUAACAGUACAGUCUCUUAAUAAUAGACAUAUUAUUUUCCAGUUAAAAAAAAGCUGAUUACAUUAAUUACAACUUCACAUUUUCCUUGCUGCAUCUGCAUAUUAGGAAAUGAGUAAUCUAGUUUCAUAUUUGGGAUCUUUAGUUGUGUUACCUGCUGCAACACGUUUUAGCAACUGAGUGAAUGGGAGCAUGAUCUCCAAUCACAUAAUUUCCUUUGAGGAGGAUAAAAAUUAUUUACACCUGUUUUACAUUUUGUCCUAUAUGUAAAUGUUUUGUUAAUGUUGUUCCUAAUAAGGAAAGAUAAUUAUUCCAGUAUGCAGAGUAUAUUGAUGCAUGGGAAGAUAAAUAUUUAUUGCUGAUAACCUUGUAUGGGUAAUGAUGAAAUAAUGAACCUAGAACAUUUUGUAAACUUCAAAAUAUAAUCAGAACCUGGAUUAUGAUUAUGUUGGUAUUGUUCCAUGCAAAGUUAUUAGUGACUUGCAUUAUUGAAAGAGCUCUCUCUUCAGUGUAACUGUAUUUGCCAUUGACAAUGUUUCUAUCAAGUUCCAGCUUGCAUUCUACACUAAUAUCAUAACACUCAGUGCUUAUUUCCAAGCAACAUGUGAAUGAUGUAAGUAUAGUAGAAUGGACAGACUUCACAUGUGAUUCUGUAACUGCCUUUUAUGCACAUGUGAUGUAAAAAGAAGGGGUAAUAAUUACAAGAUCAAAAACCAUGCAGCACUGACAAACUGCAGGUGGAACAUGUUAGUAGAAACAUGUCACUACUGCUUGAAGUGUGGUUCCUCCACAUUUCUUUUUAGCAAAAAGGAAAUUCUAGAACUAAUGCAUAUGGUUUUAUUCAAUAUAUAUAAAAAGUGAUAAAGUUUACAAAAGUUGAGACAUUUUGCUGUUGUUCUUUAUGUGUUUGACCUUUUCCCUUGCUGUGACAGUGAUUUCAAGUAAGAAACACUGAUUUUUUUUUAUAUGCCACAGUAUAUUUAGAAGUUACUGUCUUUUUUGAAACAAGAUGGGAAAGAUGCAGUUCUUCCUAGAAGUACAUUGGUUAAAAAAGGAGAGGAAUGUGCUUCAUAAACAAGACUAUUAUUAAUAAGUUGUGAUGUGCAAAAUAUAUAGGUGGUUGUGGAUGUGAAACCACACAAUACUUUUGGUGAUUAUAAGGCAUUAAGGUACUUGUGUGUUUUAACAGUCAUACAGUAAAGGCCUCAUGCACCCUUGUAUGUAUUUGAAAUCCUUGCUGUUCAGUUUGGGUGUUCAACAUGUGAUAAGUCUUUCUGAAGACUGCAUGGUGUCAGAUGUUCUUUCAGAACUGCCAACCGCGUGCCUAGUUCUUGGUUAUUGCUGUCUUGUUCAGUAAUCUGUUUGUACAUAAUGGGAGACUGAUUCAUUCCCAACUUAAGCACUAUUAUCAGAUCCACAACAUGGAAAUCAGAGAGUUGAAUGCAUACAUUACCUCCUUGUAGCUUCACACUUAUUUAUCUUAUAAUUCACAAAAUUGUAACACAGCACUAUGCAAAGGAUGGUGUUAAUUCUCCAUUCAUAGGUAAUUUUUUGUGUUCAUAGAAUUUCAUACUAAUUUAGGAAGUAACCUUUUUGUGUGCAUAUAUAAAUAUGCCAUUCUUUAGAUAAUUUAGUUUUGAAGUGUCUUAUGUUGCUUCAUUCUUUCCUCCAUAUGAUUAAUGAGAGUCCUAUAUGCACAUAACAGUGACACUGUGGCAAAGAUAAAGUUUAAAACAAUGGUCCUGUUUAAUAUUUUCCAAAUCAGUAUGUCUGGUGUGGGAAUAUGGAGGAUAUAAACUGAAUUGCUCUGAUUUCAUAUUUGUAUAUCCUGCUUGCUAGAUGGUUAAUACAUACAAUUACAUGCACUUUCAGAUUAUUCACACACUAGAAAUAGGCAAUAUUUGUAGUCAUUUUAUAAUAUAAAAAGUACCUUAAUAAGAGUUGAGAUUUAUCAGAAGUAUCAUGGAAAUAGCUUACAUUUUGAACCGAAGCACCAUGGUAUAAAAGUAAAUAUGGUUUAGGCUGUAUAAAUAUGUUCAUUAAGAAGUAUCAUAUAUUUGGUACAAGUUCAGAGCAACAGAAUUCAGUACUGAAAAUGAGAUACAUUGGUUUUAUAAAAUCAUGUGCUCCUAUACCAAGUCUUAUUUUAAUUACAUAGGAGGGUAUUAUACAGAAUUAAUUUUUCCUACCAGAUUCCCAACAGGAGAGUUUGAUCUGUAAAAUAUGUUCAGUAGCCUUGUAAUUAUAAUUUGUAUUAUAACAGUUUCAUUAUAAGUGUACUAUAGUUUAUAUAUUGUGUACAGAAUGUAGAUUAUUGUCCUUAUUGAUUCUUGUGUUUAGUUUUCAAAUGUUUGUACGUUAUAGAAAAAAAUCUUCAACAGAAAUUGUACUUAGCUUUGCUGUGAACCGUGUCUAAAGGGUGGUUUUCCUUUUUCCCUUUUGCACAGGCUUAGUAUUUUGUCACUAGUAUAUCAUGUAUGUGGGUAUGUUAGGUUACUGUUAUCUAGUACAUGAAUGAGGCAAAAGAGAUGUGUAUAUAGCAAAUGCAGCAGAUUGUUGAAUACAUGCUUCCCCAUUCAUCUGCUGUUAGUGGCAUAUUAUUUAUGUGGAUGUAUUCAGACAAGUGUUUUAUGCAAUAAAACCCUAAUGACAUGCUCUGUG
Cryptotermes secundus is the source of this 3740-nucleotide messenger RNA. RefSeq names its product alpha-soluble NSF attachment protein. Gene Ontology annotation, cellular component: SNARE complex; vacuolar membrane. The transcript has 5 exons. Lineage: Eukaryota; Metazoa; Arthropoda; Insecta; Blattodea; Kalotermitidae. The record is from RefSeq and is a predicted model, not a curated record. Gene Ontology annotation, biological process: intracellular protein transport; SNARE complex disassembly. Gene Ontology annotation, molecular function: syntaxin binding; soluble NSF attachment protein activity. Bases 114 to 992 code for a protein of 292 amino acids.